UAACAAUAUGCACAUUUUUGUUCAUAAUUAUGCAUCAACUCACCCAAAUCAAAAUUCACAACCUAUCAGCUAGCUCAGCAUUCAACAAGUGCUUCUGAUUUGUACUAAAAAGAUAUCAUCUUUUUCAUUUUUAAGAACUGGGUGUUUGAUUUUUCGUGUAAUUUAUCAAAAACAAAUGUUGAUUUUGUUGAGAUUGUGAUUUUACUCAAAUGGGUAUUCGUUAUUUUGACAAAUCAUCUGCCUUUUUAGUGUUUUUUCUCAUAAAAAAAAUGGUGCAAUUAUAGUGGAUUUUGGCGUUGAAUAGGCUUUUGUGAUGGGGAGGUUCCUCAUUGGAUUUGCAUUGCCUUUACUGUUUUUGACAGGUGCUCUAGUCAAUUGGAGUUUGAUAUCUCUGGCUGAUUUGUUAGCCUUUCUCUUCAUCCAGUAUUCUGCACCAAAAAUUGGUUGUCAUCCUCAAAGACAAUCUCUUCUAUCAUGGUGUGCGCUUAUCUUUUCUUUGCUGGCUGUUUUUUCACAUUCAACAUUUCACAUUUUGUUGGCCGUUAAGGGAGGCCAAUGGUGUAUAUCUGAUGCUCCAUGGGCCAAGUUAGUCGGCUUUAUGAGUGUUCAUUCUUGGAGGUUGCCAUAUGUAAUAUGGUUUCCAGUCAUCCAAGUAUCCGCAGCUUUUAUUGCAACUGUUGGAAUUUACAGAAGCAGAUUUGGUCUUGACCUACAGAAUGAUACUGGGUUGGGGCGUUUGUAUUAUUCUGUCGUACAUAUAGGUUCUCAUAUCAGGGUACUAUGCUGUUUCUUGCUGCCCACUGUACAGCUGGUUGUGGGCAUUAGUCAUCCAUCGUGGGCAUCCUUACCGUUUUUCAUUUGCAGCAGUAUUGGACUUGUUAAUUGGUCAAUUACUAGCAAUUUCUUGGGCCUCUUCCAGUGGUGGAGGUAUCUUUUGUUGUACGCGGGCUUGAAUAUUAUCCUGUUGUAUGUCUAUCAACUUCCAAUCGAGUUUCCUGAGAUGAUUCAAUAUGUUUCUGAUUUCAUUGGCCUCUAUAAGAUAUCUGCACAAUCAGAGUGGUCAGAAAUAUGCUCCUGCCUUUCACUACUAUUUUUUUACUUUAUGUUAUCUUGGAUUAGAUGCGAUCUUACAGAAAUGCAUUUUAUCAUGUCAACAAGAGAAAACACCUUGACUGAGCAGCUGCUUCCCUCAAAACAUUCAGUUUUUAUUCAUGAAUCGAGAUCUGGUGUAAGGCACACAAAUGUUAUGUUGAGAGGAGCAGUUUUUCGAACUUUUAGCGUCAACUUUUUCACUUAUGGUUUUCCGAUAUCCUUAAUUGCUCUGUCGUUUUGGAGUUUCCAUUUCGCAAGUAUCUGUGCAUUUGGACUACUUGCUUAUGUUGGCUACAUUCUGUAUACAUUCCCUUCACUGUUCCACUUGCACCAUUUGAACGGUUUGCUUCUUGUCUUUAUACUCUUAUGGGCUGCUGGAACCUAUGUCUUCAAUGUGGCAUAUACUUUCCUAAAUAAGAAAAUGUGGAAGGAUAUAGAAAUAUGGGAAACUAUUGGUUUAUGGCAUUACCCUAUUCCUGGAUUUUAUCUUCUUGCACAAUUUUGUCUUGGUGUCCUUGUGGCUUUGGGAAAUCUUGUAAACAACUCCGUCUUCCUGUACUUGUCUGAUGGAGAUAGAGAGUCUUCAUCUGAUGACUUCAUAGUGGGAGAGAGUGAAGAGACCAAAGUUCUGAUUGUAGCUACGAUAGCAUGGGGACUGCGUAAAAGCUCCCGUGCUAUAGCCCUGGUGCUGAUAUUUCUUAUUGCAUUGAAACCUGGCAUCAUUUAUGCCAUUUAUAUGAUGUUCUUUCUAGUAUAUCUAUUGAGCCACACCAUCAGUUGGAAGAUUCGCCAAUCACUGAUUGUUUUAUGUGAAGUACAUUUUGCGCUGCUGUAUAUUCUUAAGCUUAAUCUGAUUUCUAAAGCUUUGGAAAAGCAAAGCUCAUUUUCCAUGGACAUACUCUCGCAGUUAGGUUUUCUUGAUCAUUCUAGUACGGUGGAUCUCUUGAAGAUAGCAGCGCUUGCUUGCUCCUGUGCAAUUCAUAAUCAUGGUUUUAAAAUGGUGUCCUCGUUUUCAGCAAUUCUGCAGCAUACUCCCUGUCCCCCGAUUGGGUUUAGCAUACUAAGAGCUGGUUUGAUCAAAUCAGUUCUUUUAUCAGUUUCUACUUCAGUAUCCAGCCGGAAGCAUUAUAGUAACUCAUCUCAUGAUAAAUGGAUAGUAUCACAUCUGAGAGCAAUUGGACAGAAGUUUCUUUCAGUCUAUCGAUCAUGUGGGACCUACAUUGCCUUCCUGACAAUUCUUUUCACUGUGUACCAAGUAAAGCCUAAUUAUGUUUCAUUUGGUUACCUAUUCUUCCUUCUUCUAUGGAUGACUGGAAGACAACUGUUGGAGAAGACAAAAAAACGCCUUUGGUUACCAUUGAAAAUAUACGCAGGCUUAGUAUUUGUUCUAGUUUAUGGAUUCAGUGUCUUCUUCAGUUUCCGGAUGUGGUUAUGCAAGAUGUUUGACCUAUCUUCUGUCUUCGGAUAUAACCCAGAAGCUUCCGUAUUGGAAAAUAUCUGGCAGUCCCUUGCUGUAUUAGUUGUCAUGCAACUAUAUAGCUAUGAGAGGAGACAGAGCCAAUUUUAUCCACCAUAUGACAUUGAUGCAUCAGAAAAAAGUAACUUUUCUUUCAUGAAGCGUCUUCUAAUUUUGCACAGCGAGAAGAUCCUAGACAUUGCUUUAUUUUACACAUCGCUGUCCCCUAUAAGUGUAUUUGGUUUUCUGUAUCUUCUCGGCCUGGCUUUUUGUUCCACGUUGCCAAAGUCUUCUUGGAUCCCUUCAAAAUUGUUUCUAGUUUAUUCGGGAUGUCUUGUGAUGCUUGAAUAUCUUUUCCAGUUACAGGGUCAUCAGGCUGAAAUGUUCCCUGGUCAAAAGCACUCUUCUGUCGCACUUUUCCUGGGAUUGCAGCUCUAUAAGCCUGGUUUCAUGGGUAUAGAAUCAGGAUUAAGGGGGAAAAUUCUGGUUAUUAUUUCAUGUAUUCUUCGGUACAAUGUCUUCCACUGGGUGGAGAAGAUGCCAUUUAAUUAUGAAAAUGGAGGGAGAUGGGAAGAGCCUUGUGCUUUGUUUGAAAUAUCAGAAGAAGCUCCGGAAGAACUUACAAAAGAUUCCAGCUAUGUGUCAGAGAAGAGAAAAGAUGGGAGAAGUCUUUCAUGGCCAUCAUUUGGCAGUUUUACAUCCCGAGGGCUGGAAGGUACCUCCUCUGAAGGAGAUUUUGAAGUCAUUAACACUGGAAAAUAUUCAAAAACUAGUGGAAGCUCCAAAGAGAUCCAAAAGUGGAAUCGAAAAAGAAUUCAUAUCUUGAGGAAAGAAAGACUUCAUCUGCAAAAGAUUACUUUAAAAGCAUACGUGAAGUUUUGGAUUGAGAAUAUGUUCAAUCUCUUUGGGCUUGAGAUUAACAUGAUCGCUUUACUUCUCGCCAGCUUUGCUGUGCUCAAUUCCAUCUCUAUGCUUUAUGUUGCAUCACUAGCUGCCUGUAUUAUUUUACCUCGGAAUGUCAUGCGAAAAAAGUGGCCCAUAUUUGUUUUCUUGUUUGCUUCUAUUGUUAUACUUGAGUACUUGGCCAUUUGGUUGAAUCAGAUAUUUUGGAAGACAGAUGCGGGGACUGAGAUAGAAGUUUCAUGUAAUGACUGUUGGAGAAGCUCCCAUCUAUACUUUGACUACUGCAAAAAAUGCUGGUUAGGAAUCAUAGUUGAUGAUCCACGAAUGCUUAUCAGUUAUUAUGCGGUCUUUAUGUUAUCCUGUUUCAAGUACCGUGCUGAUCGCUUUUCAAGUCUUCCAGCAUCAGAGACAUAUCAACAGAUGAUGUCUCGAUAUAAGAAGACAUCGCUCAGUAAUAUCUUAUUUGAAAAGAAAUUCAUGUGGACAUUUCUUGACUAUGUAAGGCUUUAUAGUUGUUGCCACUUACUAGAUCUUGUUCUGACUUUAGUUUUAAUCACGGGAACGCUUGAAUUUGACAUUCUACACAUAGGAUACCUUGGUUUUGCUCUGAUUUUUUUCCGAAGGAGGCUUCAAAUUCUGAAGAAGAAGAAUGAAUUCUUCAAGUUCUUGAGGAUGUACAACUUCGCUGUGAUUGUCCUUUCUCUUGCUUACCAAUCACCUUUUCUGGGCGGGUUUUGCAGUGUGAAAUGUGAAAUGAUAGAUUACAUCAGUGAGGUAAUUGGAUUUCAUAAGUAUGACUAUGGGUUCCGAAUAACAUCGAGAUCAGCAUUGGUUGAAAUUAUCAUAUUUAUGCUGGUAUCACUGCAAUCAUAUAUGUUUUCAGCACCUGAGUUUGAUUAUGUGUCCGAAUAUCUUGAAGCAGAACAGAUUGGUGCUAUAGUGCGAGAGCAGGAGAAGAAGGCUUCUUGGAAGACUUCGCAGUUGCAGCAGAUACGAAAUUCUGAAGAGGAGAAACGCUUACGUAACUUACAGGUGGAAAAGAUAAAAUCAGAAAUGCUUAGCCUCCAAAUCCAGCUUCAGAAUAUCAGUACCAUUGCAAACUGCGGUAGUGCUUCUCAAAGUCAAGAAAAUUGGAGAAGAAGUUCAUCUCUAAGCACGGAAAUAGCCAGUAGCAUCAUAGGCAAAGAGGAUGCUGAUUUCAGGAAGCAAUCUGGUGAUUUGAGUACUGAUUUAGAAUUCCCUUUUGAUGUGACCGUGAGUGAAUCUCCCAAAAAUAAAAGUACACAAAACCUAUCAGCAUCGCACGUAAGAAAGCAUUCAAUAGAUUUUCUUAAAGAGAUCCCUGAGAUGAAAGGCAAAGCUGCUAGCUUUGAGGUUGGAUCACAUGAGAGAGAUGAAGUAAAAUCUCUAGCCAAGAAGAGGCCAUUACACUCAGCAGUACAUCUGUUAAAUGAUGGAGUUUCUCAAGUUCGCUUUCUUAGUCAUAUGGCAGUUUCCAAUAUAGUGAGUUUCUUUAAUAUAAAACGUGAACAGCCAGAUUUUGGUGAUGACUCUUCUAUUGAUGAGGUAUACUAUGAGAUAGAAAAUGAGAAUACAGGAUAUGAACCUAUCAGCCUCACAUUUUCUAUGCUAUCGGAUGAUGAGCCGACCACCUCUGACAGUGGAUGCCUGCAACUUGGGAUGAUUCUCCGCUACAUGUGGUUCCAAAUGCGAUCAAAUAAUGAUGUUGUUUGUUAUUGUUUCUUUGUUCUAAUUUUCUUGUGGAAUUUCAGCUUGCUCUCAAUGGUUUAUCCUGCAGUUCUCUUUCUGUAUGCUCUCUGUGCAAGUUCUGGUCCAAAUAAUGUGUUCUGGGUUGUCAUGCUGAUUUACACAGAGAUGGCUAUAUUGGUUCAGUAUGUUUAUCAAAUCAUCAUCCAGCAUUGCGGGUUGCAAUUCAAUUUAAGUUUUCUUCAGGAAUUAGGAUUUCCUGCAAAUAAAAUCAUGUCAUCUUUUGUAAUCAGCAACUUGCCGCUUUUUAUGGUUUACUUGUUUACUCUCAUGCAAACCUCCUUAACUGCAAGAGACAGUGAAUGGACAACAGUUUCUGAAUCCAGCUUCCAAAAGAGAAGAAACAAGUGCCAAAAAGAAGCUGUUCAGGGCUUCUGGAUGAGAAUAAAGACGUUAUUUUGGUCUGCUAGAACUUCUGUUGAACUAUUUGUUAGAGGCCUUUAUACAUAUUGGAAAUCUGCAACAGAGGGAGCAGAAACUCCACCUUACUUUGUGCAGGUGUCUAUGAAAGUUGAUUCCUGGCCUAGAGAUGGCAUUCAGCCAGAGAGAAUAAAAUCGGGAAUAAACAAGGUACUCAAGAUUAUGCAUGACAAAAGAUGUCAGCAAACAAGUGCAAAUCAUUUUCAUUCAAUCAGUAGAGUUCGGGUUCAAAGUAUUGAAAAAAGUCCAGAACAUGAUAAUGUUGCUUUGGCUGUUUUAGAAGUAUUAUAUGCCUCUCCUUUAAAAGAAUGCGGCCAAGCAGAAUUUUACAAGUCACUAACUCCAGCAGCAGAUGUAGCAUAUGAGAUUCUAGAAGCUGAACGUGCUGGUGUUAUUGAGAAGAUACAGUUCCCUUACCCUAUACUUUCAGUGAUCGGUGGAGGAAAGAAAGAUAUUGAUCUCUAUGCUUUCACAUUUUGUGCUGAUUUAGUGGUUUUUUUCUUGGUCUCCGUGUUUUAUCAAUUGGUUAUGAAAAACAACUCUGAAUUCCUUGAAGUUUAUCAGCUUGAAGAUCAGUUCCCGAAAGAGUUCGUGUUCAUAUUAUUGGUUAUCUUUUUCUUAAUGAUGCUUGAUCGUAUUAUAUACCUCUGUUCAUUUGCAACUGGAAAAGUCAUCUUCUAUGUUUUUAAUUUUGUCCUCUUCACUUACUCGAUCACAAGAUAUGCUUGGACUUUGGAGCCACAUGACAGACAUGCAGCAAGAUUUGCGCUCCGUGCUAUAUAUUUCACAAAGGCUAUUUCCCUUGCUUUUCAGGCCAUACAGAUAAGGUUUGGAAUUCCACACAAAAGUACUUUAUAUCGGCAGGCUUUGACAAGUAGCAUUUCGCAAAUUAAUUAUUUGGGUUUUCGAAUUUAUCGUGCUCUACCGUUCCUUUAUGAAUUACGAUGUGUGCUCGAUUGGUCUUGCACAACCACGUCUCUGACUAUGUACGACUGGCUGAAGUUGGAAGACAUUCACGCCAGCUUGUUUCUUGUCAAUUGUGAUGUGGAUCUGAACAGAGCAACGCACCAACAAGGGCAAAAGCAGACCAAAAUGACUAAGUUUUGCAACGGGAUAUGCUUGUUUUUCAUUCUGAUGUGCGUUAUAUGGACUCCUAUGCUGAUGUAUAGCAGUGGUAACCCCACAAACAUUGCGAACCCAAUCCAAGAAGCCAGCAUUCGGAUUGAUAUAAGGACAACGAGUGGACGAUUAACACUAUUUGAGACAACAUUGUGUGAAAAGAUCUCUUGGGAUAAAAUCAGUUCACCUAAUGAUCUUGACCCCAGAGGUUAUUUAAGCGCAUAUGAUAAGAAAGACGUACAAUUAAUAUGCUGCCAAGCUGAUGCUAGCUCCUUGUGGCUUGUUCCUCCAGUUGUCCAGCUUAGAUACAUGGAAUCUCUAAGGUGGAGCAUGGACAUCAUUUUUUCUUGGCAGUUAACCAGAGAUCGGCCAAAAGGAAAGGAAGUUGUAAGAUAUGAAUUGACCGUUCAAAAUGAGGAUCUUCCUACGUAUUCACAAGUAAUGGCAGUGCUAAAUGGUACUACCGAUAGCUUCAGGAUAUAUAAUGUUUAUCCAAGAUACUUUCGAGUUACAGGAUCUGGUGAAGUGCGGCUCUUGGAAGAGUUGGUAGAUCUGGUUAGUGGAGAUCUCGUUCUCAAUCGAGGGAAUCCAGAAUGGUGGUCUUUCCAUGAUAUCGAUGUGUCAUCAGGAUGCGGUGAGUUUGCAGGUCCUAUGGCUAUAAUUGUUUCCGAGGAAACACCACAGGGCAUUCUAGGUGAAACGCUGAGCAAGUUCAGCAUCUGGGGUCUCUAUAUCACUUUUGUUCUGGCCGUCGGCCGUUUCAUCAGACUACAAUGUUCUGACCUGAGAAUGAGAAUACCAUUUGAAAAUUUACCAUCUUGUGACAGGUUGUUAGCAAUCUGCGAGGAUAUAUAUGCUGCAAGAGCAGAGGGUGAGCUUGAAGUUGAAGAAGUGCUUUAUUGGACAUUAGUGAAAAUUUAUCGGUCACCACAUAUGCUGAUCGAAUACACCAAGCCUGACUGAAUCACAGUGAGCUUGUCAUCUGUAACCACUUGCGUGCAGGGCAAGCAAAAAUGUUGAAAUCUAGCACUCAUCAGCUAAUGGAGCUGAAACUGGUAAUAAGCUCUGCAAGAAAUAUAUAUGACCAUAUUCAUGGAUGUGAUUUGAAGAUUGACUCUGAAAAAGUGCACAUUUUUUAAGUGUCAAUCGCAGUAUUAGCAGUCUAUAAUGUAAAAUAUUAAGUUACAUCUCGCACUUUAUUUAUGAAAUUAUAAAAAGUAACAUCAACAGUCGA
This is a messenger RNA of Mercurialis annua (annual mercury), 7991 nucleotides long. Its product is annotated as piezo-type mechanosensitive ion channel homolog. The transcript has 21 exons. Lineage: Eukaryota; Viridiplantae; Streptophyta; Magnoliopsida; Malpighiales; Euphorbiaceae. The record is from RefSeq and is a predicted model, not a curated record. The coding region runs from base 314 to 7720 and encodes 2468 amino acids.